AUGUGUAAACGACACUUAAAGUGGAGGUCAGCUCGGUUGUCCUCAAGUGACGACAACUGUUCAAGUCUCAAUGACGCCAUUCGUGUGCAACAGCUUGAGGAAGAACAAGAGAGACUCAAUAAUUCCUUGUUCUCGUUAAGUUCUCAUUUCGCCCAGGUUCAGUUUCGAUUGAAACAAGUUGCUGAAGCCAAAGGAGAAGACAAGGAGGCAUUAUUGAAAGAUCUGCAAGAGUUUGCCUUCAAAGGUUGUGCAGAUAUGAAUGAGCUCAAACGAUUACGUAGCGAGAGCGAAAGUGGGGAAGCAGAACGAGCUUUUAAAACAGCUGCGAGAGCAGCUGGAAGACUUGGAACGGAUAGCAUACGAAAAUGGCGAGGGGGACAUGCCGAGCACAUUGAUUCUACAAAAACAGGUUUCUUUUGGAUUUUAUACUUCAUUACUGAUGAACACGAAGUAGCAUAUUUACAUUCUGUCAGCGUUCAUCUUCAGAAAGCAGUUUUGGAUGAACUACAUGAAAAGAUGUCGUUAGACUUAGAGCUAGAAAAAAUGUCAGUUGCAGACAUCCAGAAACACGUCGAUAGUGCUUUGAAACAGCUUGUUAAUCCUUUCAAAGAGAAGCAGCAACUAGUUGAACAACUUCAAACUCAAAUAGUCGAUCUCGAGCGAUUUGUAAGCUAUUUGCAAAAAGAGAAUAACUCUCAGGAAUCUUCUCCUGCUAAAGCGCUUUCCUCUUCGCAGUUUAUUGCAAGUAAACCUAAGCCAAGCAGAUUUUUUGGUCUAGUCGGUGGUUCUGGUCAACGUUUCCAGAAGAAUCAGCUGAAAAACACAGUACAUGGAAAUCAUUACGGGGACGAAAGAGCACGUUUGCAACUGGCAGUCGAUGCUACUUUACAAGUUUUGGAAAAAUCUGAAGAAGAAGUUGUUUCGGUCGUUCGGAGACAGUUGUGUCCUUCGUUGAAGGCUUUGUUGGAACACGGUUCCAACAAAGCUAUCCCUCUUCAACAUAUCUGGGAUAUUAUUCUGUUUUUCUAUAGCUCAAAGAAUGGUCGCGAACUUAACGAUGCACCUGUGCGGAAAUUAAGCCAGUCUUUCAAGUUGGAAAAUGUGGCUGGAAAGAGCAUUACUUCUAAACAGAUUUUGCUGACAACAAUAGAGAACAUUGUUUCCUCGCACGCUCGCCUGCAUAGAUCCAAGGAUGCUCAAUGGAAGGCGUUCGUAUCUGCUGCUAUGAAUGAAAAGAAACUUCCUGCUUGGUUGCGAAUAAUUUUUCGUGCGCGCUAUGUAGUGGAGAUGUGUUAUAAUCCUUGGAGUUACGUCGCUAGAACGGGCUACAUUUUUCUUCUUCUAUGCCUGAAGUGUCCUUCUUUUCCAGGUUGUGAGGAACUCUACACUUUGCUGGAGGACUUGCAUAAGUAUAAUGUCGAACUUCCAGUCGAUCUAGCGUUAAGACCGUUUCAGCAAAUGAAGGAUGCUUUCUAG
Molecule: messenger RNA, 1476 nt
Organism: Strongylus vulgaris
Lineage: Eukaryota; Metazoa; Nematoda; Chromadorea; Rhabditida; Strongylidae
Source: the annotation of a GenBank genome assembly